This is a messenger RNA of Alternaria conjuncta, 12045 nucleotides long. Its product is annotated as putative Hybrid PKS-NRPS biosynthetic cluster. NCBI's taxonomy places the organism in Eukaryota, Fungi, Ascomycota, Dothideomycetes, Pleosporales, Pleosporaceae. Gene Ontology annotation, molecular function: fatty acid synthase activity; 3-oxoacyl-[acyl-carrier-protein] synthase activity; phosphopantetheine binding. Gene Ontology annotation, biological process: fatty acid biosynthetic process. The record is from RefSeq and is a predicted model, not a curated record. The transcript is spliced from 4 exons. Bases 1 to 12045 code for a protein of 4014 amino acids.
AUGACUGCCCACCGCGAGACUUCACAGGGCAAUGGAGAGCCAAUCGCCGUUAUUGGAAGCGGCAUGCGCUUCCCUGGCUCUUCGAACAAUUCGUCCAAACUCUGGGAGCUUCUGCUCAAUCCGCGAGAUCUUCUCAAGCGCAUCCCGGAGGAUCGUUUCAACAUCGAUAACUUCUACCAUCCGGACCCGAACCACCACGCGACGACGGAUGUUCGGGAGUCGUACUUUCUCGAGGAGGAUCACCGUCACUUCGACGCGGGGUUCUUUAAUAUAAAGCCCGUCGAAGUAGCCGCCAUUGAUCCACAGCAGCGCCUGCUGAUGGAGGUGGUCUACGAAUCGCUGGAGGCGGCGGGAAUACCGCUGGAAUCCUUGAUCGGCUCUCGUACCGGGGUCUACGUUGGACUGAUGUGUGCCGACUACCACGACCAUUUGCACAAAGACGUCGACACCUUGCCAACCUAUGCUCCGACAGGAACGGCUCGAAGUAUCAUGUCAAACCGCAUUUCGUACUUUUUCGACUGGCAUGGCCCCUGUAUGACCAUCGAUACCGCGUGCUCUUCCAGCCUGGUCGCGGUCCACCAAGCAGUCCAGCUGCUGAGAAGCGGCGACUCGGACGUUGCGGUCGCGGCGGGAGUUAACAUGAUCCUUGGAUCCGGGCAGUACAUUGCCGAAAGCUCGCUACACAUGUUGUCGGCCGAUAGUCGGUCCCGCAUGUGGGAUGCUGAUGCUAGCGGGUAUGCGCGUGGUGAGGGUGUAGCUUCUGUGAUCUUGAAGCGUCUCAGCACCGCACUCGCCGACGGCGACAAGAUCGAGUGCAUCAUUCGAGAGAGUGGAGUUAACCAGGAUGGUCGAACGAAAGGUAUCACCAUGCCAAGUGCCUCUGCACAGAUGGAUCUCAUCGAGCAGACUUACAAGAAGGCUGGGCUGGAUCCAAAAGACCCCAAUCAGCGCUGUCAGUACUUCGAGGCGCACGGAACCGGAACUGCGGCUGGCGAUCCAAAAGAAGCUGAGGCUAUCAGCAAAGCCUUCUUCCACCCUGGCGAUAGCACGUCCCAUAAGGGCGAUCCACUCUACGUUGGCUCCAUCAAGACCGUCAUUGGUCAUACGGAGGGUACUGCGGGAUUGGCUGGUCUUCUCAAAGCCUCUCUCGCAGUACAGCACGGCGUCAUACCACCCAAUCUGCUGUUCAACAAACUUCAUCCCGCUGUGGAGCCGUUCUACACAAACCUCGAGAUUGCGACACGCUCCAAACCAUGGCCAAAUCUCGCGGAUGGUAUUCGCCGUGCCAGUGUCAACAGCUUCGGCUUCGGAGGUACGAACGCGCAUGUCAUCAUCGAGAACUUUCUGCCUUCCACAGGCACCCCUACACCGGACAGUACGACUCUGUCCACUCCGCUGUUCUCACCCUUCAACUUCUCAGCUGCAUCUAGCAGUGCAUUACGAGGAGUCUUGUCUUACUACUCGAAAUACCUUCAAUCUCAUCCUGCUGUUGAUCUCGGCAAUCUUUCCUACACCUUGUAUGCACGAAGAUCUCAUCAUGCAAUCCGAGCCAGCAUAUCGGCAAAGUCGGCGGAUGACCUCCAAGCCAAGAUUGACGACUUACUGGCGGCAUCGUCGGAAGGAGGUACUGGCUCCAGUUUUGGUACCCGUGCCAAAGAGCUGCCGCGGCCAGUACAGAUCCUGGGCGUGUUCACUGGCCAGGGUGCACAGUGGCCGACUAUGGGCAAAGGCUUGAUGAAGAGUCCGUAUAUCAGGGCAAUAGUCGAAGACCUGGAUCGUGAACUGCAGCGUCUUCCUGAGCCACACAGACCAAGUUGGACACUUGCGGAGCAGCUCACCUGCGAUGCGUCUGAGUCUCGCGUCGCAGAAGCUGCAUAUGCACAGCCGCUCACAACCACAAUCGAGAUUAUCUUGUACGAUCUUCUCCGCAGCGCAGGCGUCAGCUUUCAUGCGAUCAUCGGCCAUUCCUCAGGCGAGAUUGCCGCAGCUUACGCCAAAGGGUUCAUCACCCGAGCAGAGGCGGUCAAGAUCGCGUACUACCGGGGUUACUAUUCGACCAUGUGUCCAUCCGACAAGCCUGGAGCCAUGAUGGCCGCUGGCGCAUCUGCAGAGGACGCGAACGAGCUUUGCGAACUGCCUAUGUUCCAGGGUCGUUUGUGCGUCGCUGCAUACAACUCGCCUACAGCCGUCACGCUUUCUGGCGAUAGCGAUGCUAUCGAGCAGGCGAGGGAGAUUCUCCAAGACGAGGGGAAAUUUGCAAGAGUCUUGAAGGUUGACAAAGCGUAUCACUCGUCUCACAUGGAGAAGGUGGCAGCUGGUUUCCUCGAGGGCCUGAAGGGCUGCAACAUCCGACCUCAACAUGACACGCCGGAAGGUCCUUCGUGGUUCUCCAGCACGUAUGAGAAUACGGAGAUGCGCGGCGAUAUGCAAGGUGAUUGCGAUCUCUCUGGCUCAUACUGGGUGAAUAACCUGCUCCGGCCUGUUCUCUUCUCCCAGGCCGUACAGUCUGCUGCCACUGCCAAAGAAGGCCAAUUCGACUUCGCUAUCGAGGUUGGCCCACAUGCAGCGUUGAAGGGACCAGUAUUAGAGACGCUUCGUGCCCACAGUGAUGCGGAAGCAGUGCCGUAUGUGGGCUUGCUGCACCGUGGGAAAGACGAUAUCGUUACGUUCAGCAACGCCCUUGGCGACUUGUGGUCUCGGUUCUCUCCUUCUCCAAUCGACUUCCAUACAAUGGACCUAUCGACAUCCGGUGCACUCAGCCGAGAUCUCUUGAAAGACCUUCCCACAUACCAUUGGGAGCACGACAGACUCUACUGGCACGAAUCUCGGAUGUCUAGAGCUGUAGCCAGUGCCAAGAACCCUCACAAUCCGUUACUCGGCGCAAGAACGACCGAUGUAACCGAGAACGAGAUUCGCUGGAGGAACCUGCUUAAGCUCAGUGAGAUGCCUUGGGUCCGGGGCCAUCAGCUUCAGGGUCAGGUCAUCUAUCCAGCAACAGCUUACAUCGCCACCGCCGUGGAGGCAGCUAGAUCGCUGUCGCAAGGCGAAAACAUUGCUGUGAUAGAGAUACAGGACUUCAGCCUCGGCAAACCGCUUGUCUUUGGAGAUGGCGAUGCCGGCAUCGAGACACUCUUCACGCUGCACAACAUCGCCAAGGAAGAAGGUAACAAGAGUUACGUCGCUUCCUUUUCGUAUCAUGCGUCGAACAAUGCAGAAGUAGAACUUCUAUCCACGCAUGCGACGGGUAAGAUUCGGGUGACGACAGGAGAUUCGCACCCCCGAUGGCUGCCGUCUCGAAAACGUGACCCUCCCAAUCUCACCAGCGUCUCAGAAGACCGGUUCUACUCAUCUCUGGAGCCCAUUGGCUACAGCUAUAGCGGCGACUUCCGGACGCUCUCUUCGAUCGAGAGAAGGCUCGACUACUCUUCUUCGACCAUCUCAGUGCCUGCGCAGAAUGAUGAGCCAGUGAAGAUGCUCCUACACCCGGCUAUGCUGGACACGGCGCUGCAGGGCAUCUUCUUGGCGUAUUGCUUCCCGGGUGAUGGCAGUCUUCAACAGCUGCAUGUUCCCACUGGGAUCAAAAGCUUCCGCGUCAAUGUCGGUCUGUGCGAGCAGCAUCUCGGGGCAGAAAGCAAGAGCGUAAACUCUUGCGCGCACCUGACUGAGAACCCGAUGACUUCCAAGCAACUCCGCGGCGAUGUCGACAUCUAUACCCACGAGGGCGCCGGCCUGGUUCAGAUGGAGGGUAUUCAAGUCGUCGCUUUUGCUGAGCCCACCGCGGAUAUGGACAAGAAGUUCUUCACCGAGCACAUCUGGGCGCCGCUCAACCCAGAUUGCGAGUUGGCCAUGGGCGGUUUCAGGUCCACGGCUGAGGACUACGAGUUCGCUGAGGUCAUGGAAAGGGUCGUUCUCGAUUACAUGAGGAACAUCACCAGCACCUUCCCCAAGGACGUCAGACAAACCAUGAACCUCGAGUGGCAUUUUGAGUGCAUGUUCGAGUUCUACCACCACGUCAUUUCUACCACCGGAACAAGACCAUACUCUCAGAGCAGAUGGCUGGAUGACACUGCAGACGACAUCGCGGCCUUGAAAGUCAAAUGGGCACACAGGACGGAGCUCCAACUAGCCCGCGCAGUAGGUGACAACCUUCCGGCCGUUCUCAGAGGCGAGACAACAAUUCUCGAGCACAUGACCAAGGACGGUCUCCUGGAUCGCUUCUACGAGGUCGGUAUGGGCCUGCGAGAGUGGUCUCUCUUCCUCGGCCAGACCGUGAAGCAGAUUGUGCAUCGAUACGGCCGCAUGAAGGUACUGGAGAUCGGUGCUGGUACAGGUGGAGCUACCAAGGUGAUCAUGAAAGAGAUCGGCCGCUCCUUCGCCUCCUACACCUAUACCGACAUCUCUUCGGGUUUCUUCGAGACUGCACAACAGGUAUUCUCUGCCGUGAGCGACAAGAUGAUAUUCAAGACUCUGGACUGCGAGAAAGACGUUGUGGCACAAGGGUACGAAGAACAUUCGUACGACAUGGUCGUGGCCUCUCUGGUCCUCCACGCGACGACUGAUCUACGCCGCACUCUGAGGAAUGCACGCCAGCUCAUGAAGCCUGGAGGCUACCUAGUCAUGCAAGAGAUCACCAACAAUGACGUGAGCCGUACCGGUUUCAUGAUGUCUGCCACCACAGGUUGGUGGCUAGGUCAGAACGACGGGAGAAUGCUGUCGCCUGGUGUAUCGACGCUCGAAUGGCACCAGUUGCUCCUUGAAUGCGGCUUCUCGGGCAUUGACACGGCCACCCCCGAGAUCGAUGUAUUUCCUUCAACGCUGACUGUCUGGGUUACACAAGCUGUCGAUGACCGCGUCUCGCUGCUCCGCGAGCCACUUUCCUCCUUCAGCACCUACAAGCCAGUUGACGAAGAGGAAUGGGACCUAGUGAUCAUCGGUGGUCAGACGUUGGGUACCAGCCAGCUCAUUAGCCAAAUCGUUCGGCUAAUCCAGCCGUUUGGCGUGAAGCAUGCCGUCUAUCGGACACUUGGUGAUAUGACAGGCUCCGCCACGACGACACCUAACAGCGCGAUUCUUUGCCUAGCGGAAUUGGAUGAGCCCAUCUUCCGCUCCCUGUCAGAACAGGCGCUCAAGGGAAUACAGCGACUAUUCGAGACCCAAGGAACCGUCCUCUGGGUAACACAGGGUUGCAGGUCGGAUGAGCCGUAUAUGAACAUGUCGAUCGGUCUCAUACGAACCGUGCUGCUCGAAAUCCCCGACCUAGUUGCGCAAGUGCUCGAUCUGGAAAGCGGCACCAAGCCCGAUCCUCGACAACUUCUGGAGACACUCAUACGCCUGCGCUAUGGCACCACAUGGGAGAAGAACGGUAGCAUCGACAAGAUGCUGUGGACACAAGAGCAUGAGCUCGCUCUUGAGAACGGACAGUUCAUGGUUGCGCGCGUUCAUCACGAAAACGUCAUCAACGACCGGUACAACGCAUCCAAGCGAACCAUAUACCAUGCCAUCGACCCGCAGACCACGCCGGUCAAUCUCUCGCUCGAUUCUACCAAGCCGGCUCUGGUUCAUAAUAGUUCUCUCCAGACCAGGAUGUCCAUGUCGAAUCGGCAGGGUGUUGUCGAAGAUGCUUCGGAUGUGGUGAUCAAGGUUGCCUACUCGCUCUUGGCGCCUGUGCUUACGGCUCCUCUUCAGCCGACCUAUCUGGUCUUGGGUACGAACAUGGCCACGGCCAAAUCUGUCGUCUCCAUUACGCCGACCAAUGGCUCGCAUGCCUUAGUCCAUCCAGAAGACGUGGUAGAGGUUGAAGUGCCUGCGGGUAGCGAAUCUCAAUUCCUCUCCCAGUUGGACAAUUUGCUGCGUGUCGAGAACCUGCUUUCUGUGUGUCGGAGAGACUCUACACUCCUCAUCCAUGAGCCAUCUCCAGAACUAGCGUCCAGCGUCAUCGAGGCUGCAUCUCUCAUCAACGUGACCGUCUUCUUCACCACUUCCGCCACACCAGUCGCUGAUGGCGCGUGGAUCAGCAUUGAUUCUUACGCUCAAAAGCGCGAGGUUCGGUCUUUGCUGCCCUCUGCUGUCGCAAUGUUUGUGAACGGCUCCAAGGAUGCCCAACAGAGGCAGUUGGGCGAGAUGAUCGCUUCCGCUCUACCCGACUCCUGCCUUCGGACGACGCUCGCAGGGAUACAAGCACUGCAGCAUGCUCGUGGCUUUGCCAUACAGGAUCUCCGCCCAAGACUCCACAGGGUUGUGCAGUGGGCAAUGAGGGACACGCUCCUGUCGAAGCCUCUGAGCUCCAACUUGGCCCCUAUAACAUUGGAACAGCUGGUUGGUGGGUCCGAAAUCGAGACUGCCACUCCAGCCGUCUUGGACUGGAACAGCGCCUGCCCGGUUCCAGUGCAGAUUUCCACGGUCGACGGCCUCGUCCACUUCAAGAGCGACAAGACAUAUGUCAUGUUUGGACUAACCAGCGACUUGGCGCAGUCCACCUGCACUUGGAUGGCAUCGCACGGAGCGCGGAACAUAGUGCUCACGAGUCGCUCACCGAAGAUGGAUGCCAGAUGGCUGGAGAGCAUGAAGCAAGACGGGGUGAGGGUUGAAGUCUUUGCGAACGACAUUACUGACAAGGCUGCGCUCUCGUCGCUUGUUGACCACAUCCGUCAGAACUUCCCGCCCAUCGCAGGUAUCGCUCAUGGCGCCAUGGUUCUCGACGACGUCUCAUUCUCAGAGAUGCCGCUCGAGAAGAUGACCAAGGUGCUAAGGCCCAAGCUUUGCGGAGCCAUCUUUUUGGACGAGCUCUUCCGUGGAGGCGCGGAUGCGCUGGAUUUCUUUGUCUUUUUCUCCUCGGCUGUCACCAUUGCCGGCAAUCGCGGGCAAGCAGCAUACAGCGCCGCCAACUCCUUCAUGACGGCGCUCGCGAACAAGCGUCGCAGCCAAGGCCUAGCGGCAUCUAUCUUCCACAUCGGCGCUGUUAUGGGUGUAGGAUACAUCAACCGCAAUCAUGGGUUCUUGGGCAGCGUGCACGAGGCUUCUUUCAAGGUCGGCUUCUUGCUGCUAUCCGAGAGGGAAUUCCACCUCUGCUUUGGCGAGGCCGUCUUAGCAUCCCAUCCGCUCUCUGGGCGAAAUCCCGAGGUCAUGACAGCAUUGAGAACGUCUGGACUCGACGAUGUGAUGAUCCGUUGGCCCAGGUUCCCUCGUUUCCAGCACUGCCUUCAAAACGACCAAGUGGGUGACAGCAAGAGCACCAAACGGGCGGCUGACGCGUCGAUCAAGAGCCGACUGGUCGAAGCAGCUACAGAGGAGGAGAUUCGCGAUAUCGUGCAAGAUGGCUUCAUCCGUAAGCUGCGCGUUAUACUCCAGAUUCCAGACGACAAAGAGGCGUCCCAGAUUCUUGCAUCACGAAUUGAUGAUCUCGGCGUCGACUCUUUGGUCGCUGUAGAGAUUCGUUCCUGGUUCUUGAAGGAGCUCCAGACCGAAGUGCCUGUGUUCAUGAUCUUAUCCGGCGGUCUGGUUCAAGAGCUGCUCGAUCACGCAGUGGCCAACACGCCAGCUCGCCAAACUCCAGACCAAGGCGACACCUCUCCUGGCCCCGAAGUGAUGCUUCCGGAUGCGACGCCAUUGCCGGCCCCCGAUGCCACUGACCCAUCUCCAUCAAGAACCCCACAGACAAGCACAGACUCGUCCAGCCCAAGCCAUUUGAGCGAUGAUGACUUGGAUAAGCAGGAGUCAUCGUCCGCCACCUCUGGCUCAGUCGCAGACUCCAAUGAGGUGACCAAGCCAAGCUUUGACAAGAUACUCCCCAUUUCACCAGGCCAGUCCCGGUUCUGGUUCCAGAAACACCUAAUGGAAGACCAGACGACGGCGAACAGCACUAUAUGUGUGGCGGUCAACGGUACUAUCAGACUAGGCAAUCUGGAAAGCGCCGUCCAGAAGGUGGCAGCACGGCACGAGUCUUUCCGGACUUCUUUCUUCGUGGAUGAGAAUCAGAGACCUGUGCAGGGCAUUUCCGAAACUUCGCGUUUGCGCCUCGAGACUGUGCCUCUCGCUGAUGAAGCGGGCGUGGCACGCGAAUUGGAGAGACUCAAGAACCACGUCUAUGAUAUCGAGCAUGGCGACUGCAUGCGCAUUGUGCAUCUCAGCUUGACACCAACGAAGAGCUAUCUUCUCCUUGGAUCCCACCACAUUAUUAUGGAUGGCAUCAGUCUGGAGGUCCUCCUCGACGACCUACAGAAAGCCUACAACGGCCAAGACCUGAACGUUGAGCCAGCGUAUCAGUAUUCGUCCUACUCGGAGAAACUGCGCGGGGACUUGGCAUCGGGGGUAAUGCAAGGUGAGAUAGAGUACUGGCGGUCCGAGUUCGCAGCACCGCCGUCGCCGCUCCCUCUUCUUCCAUUCUCGGCGGCCAAGAAUCGCGUCCCGUUGGCCGCAUACGCGCACAACUCGGUGAGUCGCGUCAUUGACAUGCAGCUCUCAUCGCAUAUCCAAGACGCAUGUCGCGAGCGGAAGGCAAAUCUAUUCCACUUCCACCUGGGCGUGUUUGAGGUCCUCCUAUUCAAGCUGUUCGGCAACAGCGAUGUUUGCAUUGGUAUGGCCGACGCCAACCGCUGGGACGACCGAGUCGCGAAGAGCAUCGGCAUGUACCUGAACUUGCUGCCGCUCAGGUUCCAUUUGGAGAAUCAGCACUCAUUCGAGGAGGUGCUGAAAGACACGCGCAAGAAGGCUUAUCGAGCAAUGUCCCACUCGAGGCUGCCAUUCGAUGUCUUGCUCGACAACGUAAGCGGCGAGAGGUCGACAGCAAUCAGUCCUCUGUUCCAAGCAUUCAUCAACUAUCGCCAGGGUGUAAGUGAGAAGCGACGCUUCGAUAGUGCAGAGGCUGAAGUCAAGUCAAUUGAUCUCCCGGGGUCUGGUUACGACAUGUCUCUGGACAUCAUCGAGAAUCCAGGGGGCGAAACUCGCGUCACUCUAUUGGUCCAGCGCGGUCUGUACUCUGAAAGCGAUGCAUCCCAGCUUCUGGACAUGUAUUUCGCCUUGUUGAAAGACCUUUCUCGUUCUUGCGGAAUGGUCUUGCAGGACGUGUCCUUAUUCUCAAGUCAGGAUGUCAGCACUGCGAUCGAGCUUGGAAAAGGUCCCGUAAUGACUUCCAAGUGGCCAGAGACUCUGGCGCAUCGUAUCAACGAGAUGAUCGCCAAGCACCCGUACGAAACUUCAGUCAAAGACUCCAACGGCAUGUCGUGGACAUACCAACAGCUUGAUCAACAUGUCGGAAGGAUAUCGUCCGCACUUCUUAAGGCAGGCACGAAUCCAGGAUCGGUCGUGGCGGUCUUCCAGGAGCCGUCGCCCCACUUUGUGUUCUCCUUGCUUGCCAUUCUCCGAGUUGGCGCCGUCUACGUUCCCUUGGACUGCAACAUCCCACCAGCGAGGCUCCGUGUCAUGAUGGAAGAGUCUAAGUGCUCUGCGCUGCUUGUCAACACCACGACGGCUCCCCAGACCGAGAGCAUGGAACUCUCGCCAUCCGUGGCUGUUCUGGAUGUCCUCCUUCUCCAGGAUGGGACAUCAAUUCUUCCUCCGGUCUCCGCCCGAGCGAGCGAGCCGGCGGCUAUAUUGUUCACCAGUGGAACCUCGGGGGUUCCCAAAGGCGUGAUGUUGUCACACGGUAGCUUGCGCAACCACGUAGAGGCCUUGGUGCACAAGCAUGGGUUUGGACGUGAGACGGUCUUGCAGCAGAGUUCCGUGGGUUUCGACAUGUCUCUGAACCAGAUCUUCAUGGCACUCGCCAAUGGAGGUACUCUCGUCAUCGUUCCAGAGGUCCUCCGCAAAGAUCCUGUAGCCGUGGCCAACAUUGUGCUGGAAGAGAAGAUCACAUAUACCAGCGCAACACCGUCGGAAUAUCUCGCCUGGCUCAGACACGGUGCGACUAGCCUUUUUCAAAGCACACACUGGGCAUAUGCCACGGCGGGUGGUGAGAAGUUCUCGCCUGAGCUCCUGCAAAGCUUCCGUAAGCUCGGUGCCCGCUUCGAACACGACUUCCACUACUUCAACGCUUACGGCCCGACCGAAUGCGCCAUGUCGUCAAGCGAGCUGGAUGUCAGCUUGCUAAAUCACAAUGAUGGCCUUGUUCCAGCCGGUAGGACCCUUCCAAACUACGGUGUCUACAUCGUGGAUCAACAUUUGAGCGUCUUGCCAGUCGGUUGGUCCGGAGAAGUCUGCAUCGCGGGCGCAGGCGUAGCCAUGGGUUACAUCAACAGUAGCGAUGAGCCGCAAAGCAAGUUCCUGCAGGACCCUAUGCCGACUUCGGUGGCUACACAGAACGGGUGGACUAGAAUGUACCGAACUGGAGACAAGGGCGUCCUCAGAUCAGAUGGUUCCUUGGAAAUCAUCGGUCGUAUGGAUGGAGACACGCAGAUCAAACUCAGAGGCCUGCGUAUCGAACUGCAAGAUAUCGAACAGUCCAUAUUCGACGCGGCCAAAGGACGUGUAAAGAUGGUGGCAGUAACGCCUCGGGGUGACCCUGCCCUGUUGAUUGCACAUGCGGUGCUGUCGCCUUCGGACACCUCGGUGGAGAGCGAGAUCCAAUUCCUUGGCAACCUUGCCGCCUCGCUGGACCUGCCGCAGUAUAUGCGACCCGCGGCCAUUAUCGCCAUUUCCUCGAUGCCACUAAAUGCAGCCGGCAAAGUGGACAGAAGAGCCCUCCGAGGACUCGCCAUCCCAAGCACCGUGCGGGGAUCAGAAUCAACAGAGGAGCUGACAGAGAUGGAAUCCAAGCUGGUCCAGGUCUGGCUAGACACACUGCCGGAGCAAAUGCAGGAGGUGCAUCGUAUCGACGCCAGUUCUGACUUUUUCCAUGUUGGUGGCAACUCCAUGCUGCUCAUCGAGCUGCGGCAGCUCAUCAACAAGACUUUCAAAGCCAGUCUGCCCCUAUUGAAGCUGUUUGAGAACAGCACACUGGGCGCCAUGGCAACCAUGAUGCAGGACGUAUCUUUAGAUGCUGACAAGCCGAUUGACUGGGAGGCUGAAACCGCGAUCCCCAGCGACCUUCUGGAAGGAGGCACACAUCAAGCUACGGGAGUAACAGUGCAGAACCACACGUCUCCCAAGACUGUGGUAAUCAGCGGCGCGACAGGCCUCCUGGGCAGCUCUCUGCUCCGACUGCUAGUUCAGGCCCCCGAUGUUGGCAAGAUACAUUGCAUUGCGAUUCGCGACAUCAGCAAGCUGGUCGAGUUUGCAAGCUGCUCCAAGGUCGUACUGCACAAGGGUGAUCUUUCUCUUCCGCGCUGCGGACUAACUGAAGCGGAGGCCAAGUCGAUUUCAGCCUCAGCAGACGCCAUCAUCCACAACGGUGCAGACGUGUCGUUCCUCAAGACAUAUCAGUCUCUCAGGAGCGCCAAUGUAUCCUCUACAAAGGAACUCGUGCGGCUCGCGUCUACUCGUCGUAUUCCGCUCCAUUUCGUCUCGACUGCCACGGCAGGCAAAUUCAACAAGUCCGAGACGCUGGCUCCAGAGUCGCUCGCGCGCUUCCCACCUCAUCCAGACGGUGGCGCAGGGCUAGCUAACGGCUAUGCGGCUUCCAAGUGGGUCAGCGAGAUUUUCCUGGAAAAGGCGAGCCAGCAGAUCGGCCUGCCGGUGUUCAUCCACCGGCCCUCAGCCAUCAUGGGCGAUGAUGCAGCUGAGGAUAUCAUGUCUAACCUCCUCGAAUAUGGGUCCCUGAUCAAGGCGCUGCCCGACUUGAGCCGCUGGACAGGCUAUGUAGAUCUUGUCUCUCUCGAGAACGUCACUGAGGGCAUCGCUCGUUCGGUCUUGCAGGCGACUCCAGGUGCUGACAGCAACUCGCGAGUCGAGUAUCUGCACCACGCAGGUGACCAGAUCAUCCCCGUGCAGAGUAUUCGGGAGCUGUUGAGCGGCGAGGCGGGUAGUGGGCUGGAUUCGUUGCCCAUAGGCGAGUGGGUGGAUGGUGCGGUUCGGAGCGGUAUGAAUCCUCUUGUGGGCGAGUUCCUGCGCGACGCCGAUGCGCAUGGUGGACUGCAGGUCGGACAGAAGCUGUUGUUGAGCAAACAAAACUAG